Molecule: messenger RNA, 1773 nt
Organism: Malurus melanocephalus (red-backed fairy wren)
Lineage: Eukaryota; Metazoa; Chordata; Aves; Passeriformes; Maluridae
Product: amine oxidase [flavin-containing] A-like
Exons: 15
Coding region: 76-1641 (521 amino acids)
Molecular function (GO): oxidoreductase activity
Source: RefSeq, a predicted model, not a curated record
GCUGUCCGAGCGGCGGGGCCGGGACAGAGCGGCGGCUGUGGCCGGAGCGGGGACGGGGACAGCGGGGACAGCGCCAUGGCCGAGAAAUACGAUGUGAUCGUGAUCGGGGGCGGCAUCUCAGGUUUGUCAGCAGCCAAAUUGCUGUCUGAGGCUGGGGUCAGCGUGGUGGUCCUUGAGGCCCGGGACAGAGUUGGAGGAAGGACAUUCACAAUCAGGAACGAUAAAGUGAAUUAUGUGGAUGUUGGUGGAUCAUACGUGGGACCUACCCAAAACAGGAUUCUCCGACUGGCAAAAGAGCUGGGGGUGGAGACMUAUAAAGUGUAUGUGGAGGGCCACAUGUUCCACCAUAAGGGGGGAAAGUCACGAAAUUUCACGGGUAUUUGCCCUKCAACAUGGAAUCCCUUGGUUUAUUUGGAUUACAACAACUUCUGGAGAACCAUGGACAAAAUGGGAAGAGAGAUUCCUGUUGAUGCACCGUGGGAUGCUCCACAUGCUGAAGAAUGGGACAAAAUGACCAUGAAAGAGCUGAUCAAUAAGAUUUGCUGGACCAAAGCAGUCAGAGACUUUGCCACGGUCUUUGUGAACGUCAACGUCACCUCUGAGCCUCACGAAGUCUCUGCCCUCUGGUUCCUGUGGUAUGUGAGGCAGUGUGGGGGCACAUCCAGGAUUUUCUCUAUCACCAAYGGGGGCCAGGAGAGGAAGUUUAAAGGGGGUUCUGGUCAGAUAUCGGAGAGAAUAAUGGAACGSCUCAAAGGCAGAGUUAAACUGGAGAGACCUGUGAUCAGUAUCGAUCAGACAGGUGAUAAUGUCCUUGUGGAGACUCUGAACCACGAGAUAUAUGAGGGCAAGUAUGUGAUCAGUGCCAUCCCUCCAAUCCUCACAACGAAGAUUCAUUACAAACCUGAGCUGCCACCAAAGAGAAACCAGUUAAUCCAGCGUUUGCCUAUGGGGAGUGUCAUCAAAUGCAUGAUGUACUACAGGGAAGCCUUCUGGAGGAGGAAGGGUUACUGUGGUUCCUUCAUCAUUGAGGAUGAAGAGUCUCCCAUUGGAAUAACCAUAGAUGACACGAAACCUGAUGGAACUUUCCCUGCCAUUAUGGGUUUCAUCCUUACCAGAAAGGCUUUCAAACUGGCCCAUCUCAGCCAGGAGGAGAGGAAAAAGAAGAUCUGUGAGGCAUAUGCCAAGGCACUGGGGAUGAAAGAGGCUUUACAACCUGUGCAUUAUGAAGAAAAGAACUGGACCCAGGAGCAAUAUUCAGGRGGCUGCUACACUGCCUACUUCCCACCAGGCAUCAUGCAUUCCUAUGGAAGGAUCAUUCGCCAGCCUGUGGACAGAAUCUUCUUUGCUGGCACGGAGACAGCGACGCAGUGGAGCGGGUACAUGGAGGGGGCCGUGCAGGCRGGAGAGAGAGCGGCCAGAGAGGUACUGCACAGUAUGGGGAARAUCUCCAAGAGUGAAAUUUGGGUGCCAGAGCCAGAGUCAAAGGAUGUCCCAGCCCGACCAUUCCCCAGCACCUUCUGGGAGAGGAACCUGCCCUCGGCCCCAGGGCUGCUGUGCCUGCUGAGCUGCACCGUGUGCCUCACCUCCGUGGCUGCUGCGGGGCUCUUCGCCUGCAAAAAGGGACUUCUGCCCCGAAAUUAGCGGGGACCACACACCCSGUGGAAGCUGCACACCCCCUCUCCUUCUCUUUUACCAGAUGAGUGUUAUUUUGGAGAAAAGCUGCAUGGACAGCUGGAAAGAGAACAAGUUAUUCUCCUUGUGAUUUUUUUUUUA